UAAGAAAUUUAUACAGUUCGUUUCACAUUAAAUACGAAGUACAAAUUUAUAUUUUUAAGAUUAAAACACAAACGAGUAUAAUUAUUUAUGCGUACUUGAAAGUGAAAAUUUUCAAACUAUGACUUGUAAACAGUACAUGGACUAUCUGCUAAUAGGCCUGGUAGAAAUAUGUCAUUUUUUCGAAACAGUAUUUUCUCCAGAAAACUGUGCCCACUACGUGCCUCUGGUAUAUUCAACCGCUUUUGUGAUGGGAGUUCAAUUGAUUUGUAAUCGUGUUCUUGGUAUUUGGCUCAGUAGAUGUUCUAAUUCUAAGUUUGGAGCACUAAUAGUUUUUCUAAUAAAACUCUGGAUCGGUUUUUUUGUGUCCGAAUGCACUUUUGCUGUACUUUGUUCUUAUUGUACUAACGAAUUUAUUUUUAUUCCCACAACUGAUGUACAAAAAUAUCCUACACUUUUUGGAUCUUUGUUGAUUUGUGUGGUAUUCAUGUGCGGAAUAUAUGCCACUAAACCUAUCAAAGAAAAAAUUAUCGAAAGUGUGAAAUGUUUCAUCAAUUUCAUAAAACAUCAGAACACAGAUCCUCACAAUUUAAGUGCAAUCCAGUCCAUUUUUAUUCGUUCAGUGAAAUCUCUACAUCGUAUGUGUACGCGUUCGGAUGAUAAUCGAAGUGAUGACCCAAGUCAUUCAGAGACAGAUGAUUCUGAAAUAGAUGAAUUGAUGACUGAAUAAUCGAAAGUGUUGAAGUAUUUUUUUUCGAUACGAAGCUAAAUCGAAAUCAUUAAUAAAUUUUAAUUUUUUUUUAUUUUAAAGAAUU
Messenger RNA from Teleopsis dalmanni, 812 nucleotides. RefSeq lists its product as uncharacterized. Bases 119 to 727 code for a protein of 202 amino acids. The transcript has 2 exons. The record is from RefSeq and is a predicted model, not a curated record. NCBI's taxonomy places the organism in Eukaryota, Metazoa, Arthropoda, Insecta, Diptera, Diopsidae.